UGGAGAGAAUUUGUUGCUCCCCUGUCAUCUUUACCCGUCACAGACUCCUGUGGGGAUACGGUCUGUUCUAAAGCCCCGGGUGUGGUCAUUUAUAUGGGAAAGUUUUAUUGAAAACAUAUAUAUAUAAUUAAGCACCUUUCUGCCAUAUGUUACACUGAUGAUAAUGUGGUCAGAUAGCCCAGGACAGAGAGUGCUGACAUAAGGAGGUGACGGCUAAUGAGACAGUGAACCUCCUGGGAGGCUUACGAUGGCGGACGAGACCUUAUUCGCACUGUUACAUGUGGAGAUGAUCUCUCAUGCUCAUAAGAGCGCUGGGCAGGAUGAUGAGGAUCAAGGGAAACACAUCAGGAUCUUGGAAGGGAUGGGAUUCCGUGUGGGUCAAGGACUGAUUGAAAGGCUGACCAAGGACAGUCCAUCUUUCAAGGAUGACCUGGAUACUAUUAAAUUUAUUUGUAAAGACUUUUGGACCAUCGUUUUCAAGAAGCAGAUUGAUAAUCUGAGAACAAACCAUCAGGGUACAUAUGUCUUACAAGACAACAGAUUCCAGCUUCUGACUCAGAUCUCCUGCAGUAAACAAUAUCUAGAGGAAGCACCAAAGUUUCUGGCUUACACUUGUGGACUCAUCAAAGGUGGACUCUCAAAUCUAGGAAUCAGCUGCACUGUCUCUGCUGAGGUUCCUGUGAUGCCGACAUGUAAAUUCCAUGUUGUCAUCUCCAAGAACUAAAGAAAAAAACAUCCAGAAUUCUUAUGAAAUCAGGAACCGUGUUUAGUGCUAAACACAAAAGGUUGACGAAACCAGCAAUAUUGGCUAUGCAAUGCGUUUCACGAACUCCAGAUAAGCUGUUACCACAUGUAGCCUUCCUCAGAAAUGACCACUCGGUAGAUCUUUUAUUGCACUUUUCUGCCCAUUUAGUUUCAUUACGCCACAGUUCUCUGUUCUGCUGAAGAAUGUUACUUUAUCCUGUCUACACUUUGCCUCUUCUUCACUGCCAAGUUACAUAAUCGGAGCAGCUGCAGGAAACACUGGCAUUCUGAUUCUUCAAUAUCGAGCACGCACAAGACUGUAGUGUUUGCUUAUGACUGUGCAUUGUAUAGAUCAGGGGUCUGCAGCCUGCGACUCUCCAGCUGUUGUGAAACUACUACUCCUAGUAUGCUUUGACAGCAGCAGGUACUCUACUUUCGUGGUGCAAGUGGGUGGCAAUCAAGCAUGGAAGACUCUGUGGAGACCGGACAUUGUGAGUGGCAACGCCCUCCUGACCCUUCAGUUGCCAUCAACAUAGAGCGCAAAAUUCAUUUAGUAAGUUCACAACGGUUGGAAAGCCACAGGCCUGAAGGCGACUGCGUUAGAUGUUAGGUAAAGUUUACUCCGUGCCCUGGCAUAGCUCACCACUAGGGAUGAAACAGCUGAAGUCGAGUCGCAUAAAACUUUGUUCUAAUACUGUACGGAGCAGGAGCCCCGUACAGUAUUAGAAUGUAUUGGCUCCGAUGAGCCGAAGUUAUUGCUUCACGAAGUCUUGCGAGACUUCGGCAGUCUAUUCGCUCAUCCCUACUCGCCACCUACUACUGUUUUCUACCUACUUUGAACUGUGAUUGUUUGUUAGUUUUAUGAGCCUGCACUGUUUUGUAAAUCGUCGUUCCAAAUUCUUGGUUUGCUAAUAAAGUUUAAUUUAAUACAAA
Bufo gargarizans (Asiatic toad) is the source of this 1677-nucleotide messenger RNA. RefSeq names its product trafficking protein particle complex subunit 6A (gene TRAPPC6A). The coding region runs from base 248 to 724 and encodes 158 amino acids. Lineage: Eukaryota; Metazoa; Chordata; Amphibia; Anura; Bufonidae. The record is from RefSeq and is a predicted model, not a curated record. Gene Ontology annotation, biological process: endoplasmic reticulum to Golgi vesicle-mediated transport; regulation of GTPase activity. Gene Ontology annotation, cellular component: cis-Golgi network; trans-Golgi network; TRAPP complex. The transcript has 6 exons.